CAGUAGAGCACUAGCGAACAGACAAGGUGCUUCAUUAAUUUCCAAAUAUGAAAACAUUCACUAGCUUGAGUUUGUUUGUGACAUUAUUUAUUGUAUCAAAGUGUGAUACUACAUCGGAGCCUACAACUACCCCACAACCGUCAGGUGGAUCUACACCAGCAGGGGGCGUCACAGUUUCCAAAUCGCCAGAAGAAAUUAGGCACAAAAUCAAAGAACAAGUUCUAGCAUUGACAGAAUCAUGUAAGACAUCAACAAAAAUUACAGCAGAGCAAGCUAAAAUAGUUUCUAACCAAGCCAUUCCAAAAACAGAAGCUGAAAAGUGCUUCUUAGAAUGCAUGUACAAUGGACUAAACAUUACAAAAGAUGGAAAAUUUAUUGAACUUUCUGCAAAAGGAUUGGCACAGCAUCGCUUUGCUAAUUCCCCUGAUGAACUUACAAAAGCUAAUAACAUGAUUGAAACUUGCACCAAAGAAGCUGUAGUUAAAGAUGCCAAUGAAAAAUGUGCUAUUGGUCGACUUGUUAGAGAAUGCUUUGUAAAGAAUGGUUCAAAGAUAAAUUUUUUCCCAAAACCAUGAUUGCAGAUUAUCCGGAGGGAAGAGGGUGGAUGGAAGUGGAAAAGGCUGAUAUAAUACCAUGAGCUGAGAUAUAAUGUACAUGUAUUUUCAAUAAAAUUUUCUUAUUUGGAUUGACUAAUAU
Nezara viridula (southern green stink bug) is the source of this 696-nucleotide messenger RNA. Lineage: Eukaryota; Metazoa; Arthropoda; Insecta; Hemiptera; Pentatomidae. The record is from the annotation of a GenBank genome assembly.